This is a messenger RNA of Spizellomyces punctatus DAOM BR117, 456 nucleotides long. RefSeq lists its product as uncharacterized. NCBI's taxonomy places the organism in Eukaryota, Fungi, Chytridiomycota, Chytridiomycetes, Spizellomycetales, Spizellomycetaceae. The transcript has a single exon. The record is from RefSeq and is a predicted model, not a curated record. Bases 1 to 456 code for a protein of 151 amino acids.
AUGACGUUACAGGCCCACGUUCAGGUCUCAGCGCAGCGACAGGUCAAAGAUCUUGCGGAGACGAUCCUGGUACACCGUAUCGUGCCGCAACAUGGUGGUGAUCUAUGGAGAAAGCGGGUGCACGUGCCCCUCGAUAGCUUGCGGGGAGUUAAACCCAAUCAACAAAGCAAGCAGCCAGUGAUAUCAUUUGUCUCGCCUCUAAUUUCGGUUCGACAUAGUGUAAAGGUGAAGUUUGGUCUUGAGGCAGGCAUAAAGGUGCGAAGUGUGACGGCAGGGGAGAUACCAAUUAUUCUUCACGCAGCCGAUGCGGGUGUUCAAAGGGAGGUGAUGGCGUAUGCCGUGGAUGCUGUUCGCUCUGGAGACGUACAGAGAAGAAACAGGGUUGUGGAGCUGUGGAGGGAUGCAGGUGGAAUUGGCGGAGUGGGGUUACCCGUCCGAAGAGCCAUGACGUGGUAG